Gilbertella persicaria is the source of this 531-nucleotide messenger RNA. RefSeq names its product GAF domain-like protein. Bases 1 to 531 code for a protein of 176 amino acids. The record is from RefSeq and is a predicted model, not a curated record. Gene Ontology annotation, molecular function: protein binding; L-methionine (R)-S-oxide reductase activity. Gene Ontology annotation, cellular component: cytosol. The transcript has 4 exons. NCBI's taxonomy places the organism in Eukaryota, Fungi, Mucoromycota, Mucoromycetes, Mucorales, Choanephoraceae.
AUGAAGGACAUUGUCACCAACACGAAUCCCACCAUGAGUAGAAAAGAGUUUUAUGCUGACUUGUUAGAACAAGUCAAGUGUAUUUGUGAGGACCAGUCUUUUUGGGUCACUAACCUUUCAAAUGCUUCGACUGUCAUUUACCAUGGCUUGAUCUCGUUGGAGCACUUUCAAAAGAAGCCUAUCAACUGGUGUGGCUUCUAUAUCACUGAUCCUAAGAAUGACAAGCAAUUAAUUCUCGGUCCUUUUCAAGGCAAGGUUGCUUGUACAUUGAUUCCAUUCGGUAAAGGUGUCUGUGGCACUGCUGCCAGCACAAAAGAAUCUCAGCUUGUACGUGAUGUGCACGAAUUUCCUGGUCAUAUUGCCUGUGAUUCAGCUUCUAAUUCUGAAGUUGUGAUUCCCAUGAUCAAAGACAAUUGUGUUCUUGGUGUCCUUGAUAUUGAUUGUGAAAAAGUAGAAGGUUUUACUGAAGAAGACAAAGAGGGAUUAGAAGCCAUUGCUGCUGCUAUUGUUCAAAGUUGUGAGUGGCCUUGA